Messenger RNA from Owenia fusiformis, 4390 nucleotides. The record is from the annotation of a GenBank genome assembly. Lineage: Eukaryota; Metazoa; Annelida; Polychaeta; Sabellida; Oweniidae.
AUGACAUGGGGAAAUAGUCCCUCAUGUUUUCUGACGAUCGCACUGCUAGUCAUCUUAUGGGAAUCAUCCGCAGCAGAAACAUCGUGUGGAAAUGAUGCUGACUGUAAUGCGCAGCUCGGCAGAGAUGAAAUGUGUGUUGAUGGUAUAUGUCGAUGCCCACCCGGUCAUACCAAUAUCCCUCAACUGAAUGAAUGUAGAGAAGAGACAUCUUUGGGCAUAGGAAGUGGCCGUAUACCAGAUAGCGGAGCAUAUUAUUUUUUGCCUAUAACUGAUCCAGAGAAGCUUCAACGCUUGCCAUUGAAAGAUUUGAGCUUCGCGGGAAGUGGCUGGGCCUUACCGCUAAAUUCUGGUGAAUAUGCAAGGCUGAGAGUUGACCUUGGUUUUACGGCAUACAUUACAUCUCUGCUUUUAGACGAUGAUGGACAAACAGAAACUUAUGCGGGGCUUAAGUUAUUCUUGGAUGAUAAACUAUACGACAAAGAUGGGGCUAUUAUAGCAGGUGGUCCACCAUAUGCAAAUUACCGCUACAAAUUAUCGACUCCCGUAAAAGCAAGAUCCAUUGCAAUCAAUGCAAUCGCAACUUCAACUACUUUUACGCUCCACCUCAAGAUGGAUGUGCUUGGAACAAUGAUGAGCGAUGUGUCAACAUCUGGAUCUAAAAUCAAAUAUACUAACUGCAAAAGUCCUCUGCUUGUAAAAUACCAAAAAUAUUUCGACGGAUCUUAUAUAACUGGACGGUUACAUUCAGAUACACCAUGGGCCAUUUCCUCAGCUACUACAAACCCAUUUAUAAACAUUGAUUUAGGUGAAGAUAAAACAAUCGUAGCUGUUGCAACCCAAGGUGGUAUUGAAACGGGGGUAGAGGGAUGGGUUACUUCAUAUUAUCUUAAGUAUAACAAAGACGGCGAAACUACAGUAAAUACGGAGACGAUAACUGGCAAUACCGAUACACAUUCGGUAGUUAUGUAUAACUUCCCGACCCCUUUCGUGGCCCGGUAUGUUUCUAUGUAUCCACAGGGACAUUCUGGUGCAACUAACUCAAAAAUUAUGUUACGAUGGGAAAUUUACACUGACUUGUGUGAAGAGGACAAUCCAUUUGAAUAUGUAAAAACUGGAGCGGUUAAUUGCCUCGGAGAUGUGGAAUCAAUUUCUACCGCCACUGUAGACGACUGCGCUGCCGUGGCCAGUGCCGUCGGGUCCAACAUAUUUGAUCACAGUGGUUUUACAUGCAAGCACGCCCUAUGUAUAUUGAAAGAUACUCAGUUUACUAGUGGUUCAGCCCUGGUCUAUGCAAGACUCGAAUCAUGUACACCUGGGUUCGAUGCAAUUGGCUCUGGUUGUUAUUUUGCAACAGACGCCACUGCAUCUUCAGUAGUGCAGGGACAUCACAGCUAUAGCCAGGGGAAGGAUGCGUGUCGUGUGGCAAAUGGGGAGCUAGCGAUUAUUGAAUCUCAAGCAGAACUGGACAUUUUAGUCAAUAUGAUCCAUACCCAAUCGUCUAAACAUCUAAUUGGGCUAACAUACGAUGGAACAAAUCUUGUAUGGGACAAUGGUGAAACCGCUGAAGCAUGGGUCACAGACAGCAUUGUGGGAGCUUCCACAGGCCCUCAUUACGUAGUUGAUCUUAGCAAUGGGGAAAUCACUUCCGUAGAUGCAACAUCAGAUACAAACCCAAUACUCUGUGAAUCAGUAUCAGCUAUACAAGGCAUGGAUGUGUCUAUAGACCUGGUAUCUUCAGGCACCACGUCAGACUUAGAUAUAGUAUUUAAAUCUGGCAAUCUUGGUGAUAUAUUCAUAAACUACGGAGAUGGAAAGAUAGAAGUCAUCAGGCUGCAUAGUUUCGUACCUGGGACGACAGUCCAACAUGAUUUUGGAAGCAUUGGAACCGGGAACUACAACGUUGCUGUUCAUGCAUACAAUAAGAGGAGUUCAGAGACUCGCUAUACAAUGGCAAUCUUUGGAGACCCACUGACAGCUGCUCAAGUGUCGGUAGUAGGUCCAGUUGUUCUGUCUGCCCCAUCUGAAUUCACCGUAUCUGCCACGACUGGAACGGGGAUAAAUGGCCUUAUCAAUUUUGGUGAUGGAAACAUGAAACAGAUCUUUGCCCAGACAACCACAGACCUCACAACGAUAUCACACACAUAUGAAUCGAUUGGGCACUACGACGUGCAUGCAUUUCUCUCGACCUCGUAUACGACCAAACAUUUUGAAAUUGUAGCAGUUGUGGAAACAGCGAUCACAGCAAUCACAUCUGUUGUUAGUGACCUUUGUGAACUCAAUGAAACGAGCACAGUAACUAUUGGAUUGGCCGCUGGGACGAAUGUUGAAUGUAGGGUUGACUACGGCGAUGGUUUUGGCUAUUUGGCAAUUUCAAAGACAACGCCGAUGAGUGAAAAUUUUACCUAUGUUUAUCCGGUAUCAGGAGACCAUUUGCAGACGACAACCUGCAAGAAUGCUGUCUCUUCGCCUCAACCAAUUUCCACUACUAUUGUGGUGAACUAUCCAAUAUUGUCGUCGGGCUUCGAAACGACCCCGGCCUUUGAUGUUGGUGCAGUUGGCCAUGUGAUCGGUAAUGAUAUUGUGAUAUCUAUAACAGUACAUCAGGGUACACGAAUACGAUAUACGUGUUUGUUAAAUGGAUCACCAAUAAAUGAAUAUCUGAAUGAAGAUCAACAGCAACCAGAAGAAUAUGCAGCUGACACCCCGGGUGAAUCGGUUGCAACAUUAACCAUACCUACAGCGGAUCUCUCCCCAGGAGAGUAUAUCGUGGAUAUUAACCUUGAUAAUGAUGUGUCUAGUGAAAAUAUAAGUGGGGAGUUUACAUUAGACACUGAAAUAUCUGGGCUUUUAUUGGCUGUUGCGAGCGAAUAUGUGCCCUAUGGAACUGAUAUUGUAGUUACUGCUGAUGUAACGGAGGGUUCGCGUGUUUCGGGCACCAUUGUUUGGGGUGAUUCAACGGCUGACACAGUGAUAAGUGACUUGAAUUCUGCAACUGGCCCGAUGUCACUUUUCGAUGUUUCCCAUUCUUACGUCCAACAAGGAAAUGGUUUGUCGGACUACCACAAUGUGGAAGUAACUAUUUCAAAUCAACAUGGUUCAGAAACUGCUACCAUAUUUGUGGGAGUUGAAUCACGUGUUCCCGAUGGAACAGUCAUGGUCAUUUCAAAUAUAACUGACAUUGGCAAUGCAGUUUUCAACCUUGACCAGACAGGCUGUGAUAUCGCAAGUAAUGCUAUUGUUCAAUGGAACUUCGAUGAUGGUUCCGCCCCUCUGAUAAUCCCAGUUGAGCCUUCCUUUUUACAAACGAAUAUACAGCACUAUUAUAGUGAUUGGGGCUACUAUGACGUGUCUGCAGAGAUCAGCAACAACGUUUCCACCAAGACGCUUAGUAGAACACUGAUGGUAGGGGUGCUGAUUGACAACUUUGCUAUAUCUGUUCUUACACCAGAUGUGAAGACUUUGGUUGAGGAUGUCGAACUCGUGAUUAAUGUAGAUGCGGGAUCCGAUAUCACUUAUGUUAUUAACUGGGGCGAUGGUGCUUCUGGUACAUCAUCAAGAGCCACCAAUACAUGGCACCUCGGUGAUACGCAAACGAUUACACAUACAUACAGUACUCCUGGUGAUAGGACAAUCACUGUAACUGCAAACAAUCACUUCGGACCGGAACUUACAGAAACAGUUGAGGUCAAUAUCGAAAAUGAAAUCCUUGAUCUUAUUAUUCAAAACGAUUCUCCCGUCUCGCAUGAUAGUACUGGAACCUUAGGAACAGUGAUAUUUACAAUUGAAGUCGAUCCGGCUUCCCCUCACCCACCUCCUUCCGAUACCACUUGUGUAUUUGAUCACGAUGAUGGAUUGGGAACACAAACGUUCGAGUUUACUACAGGAGAGACAAUACAGGGACCUCAUAGCUACACGUAUCCGAGUACCAUGCGUUUAGAUACUUCGGUCACAACUGUCACAUGCUCAAACUUGGUUUCAUCAUUUUAUCUUACAACAGUCGUAAUUCUGCAGGAACCCAUCACACAACUUGCAUGUGAAGCUGCAGAAUACUACCUAGCCACUACAGACUACGCUGCUAUUUCAACAUCUUUAGAGUCAGGAAGCCAUCUUAAUUUCGCAUUCUCGUACGGAGAUGGUAUUAUUGACGAUACUCUUUACAAGUUAGAAAUACCAAGAACUGUAGUUGGAAUAACACCUGUAGUUUGGACACACUACUAUGCUGUAGGGAACUAUACUCCGACAGUCACAGUUUCCAAUGACAUAAGCUCAAUGACGCAAACAUGUUCUAUGAUUGUUGUCCAGUAUGUUGUACCCGCGUUGACAUGGGAGGUGACUGAUCCUGUUAUUUAUCCGCCAGGAAUUAUGACUUACAUAAUCGGACUUGCUUGGG